Molecule: messenger RNA, 2468 nt
Organism: Owenia fusiformis
Lineage: Eukaryota; Metazoa; Annelida; Polychaeta; Sabellida; Oweniidae
Source: the annotation of a GenBank genome assembly
GAGAGAUGGAGAGUAUUGAUUGAUUAAAACAUAAAUAAAUAUCUCAAAGUCCAGCACUUGAACAAAUGAACGUGAUUUUUACCUUGUUCACCUGUCGUAUAUUUGAAGUACGAGUCCUAUUCCACUGGAGGAAAUUCGGAUACUGAAUACUCCAAUACUGAUGCUGAGGGGCUUAGUGAGUACACGUCACUGGAGAUCAGGAUUCCAAAUCUGGAUUUGUCGGGGGUGAUCUUUGAGCGGUGAAAGUCCACAGCAUAUGACAACCGGCGCUCACCUGAGGAAAUUAAAGCCCGGACGUGGGUGAAAACGACGAGUAGGACUGGGUUGACAUCCGUAGUACGUAGGGAACCCAUCCAGUCGAUACAAUAGCGGUAAACACUAUAUAGAACACUCAUGCAAACCCUUAGAACGUAUUGCAUACAGAAUUUGAUGAUCCCUGUGCGUAAUCUAUAGAUUUCUCACAAAAGCAUACAAACUACAAACAAUUAUGGCAGUGAAUCCCAUCAAAAGCGUCCUGUAUUAUGUAUCAGCCCUUUUGGUGCUUCUUGGGCUCAUUUUGCUGCUACCGGUCUUGCUGCCAAUCUCAUUGUACUUCAGGAUUUACCGUCUUGUCUUAAAGAGGAUGAUCCUUAACUCUCCAGAUGCUGUGAAGGGUCACGCAGAUCUGGUACCGGCUGGAGACGCGAUUUGGCUUCAAGACAGCCCCGAGAAUAAGGCCAUUAUUAACGCAAUAGCUGUACUCAAAGGGCGUCCCGAUAUAGCCAAACUUCAACAGAUUCUUAUGGACAGGUUGAUCAAUGCAAAGAAUAGUAAAGGAGAGUUACUGUAUCGAAAGCUUCAACAAAAGUUUGUAAAGAAGUACCACAGAGACGUUUUCAUUGACGAGGAUAAUUUUGAUAUUAAAGACCAUGUUUAUCAAUAUGAGGGAGCGCUACCUAAAACUAAGAACGAUGUUCAGAAAAUUAUCAGCAUGUUGUCAUGGCGAGCUAUUGAUCCCGAAAAAGCAGCUUGGGAGAUUAUUGUUAUUCCUGAGAUUCCCGUUGAUGACCCGGAUGACGGAUCGUGUGAAUAUGCAUUUCUGUUGAGGUUUCACCAUGCUCUGGCAGAUGGCAUGUCCUUGGUGAAACUUUUUAUUACGCGUAUCGUUGACAAGGAUCCAUCCGAUCAGAAGAUUACAAAUAAAAAUUUUGGAGGUCAAAAUAAAGUAGCACAGCUUGCGAUGGCGGCCCUCUUUGGACCUUAUAUAUUACUGGAGCGAAUUUUAUGGCCCGCCGACGAUAGUGCACUUCAUGGCCCUGAGGUUUCCGGAGAGAAAAACGUAGCUUGGUCGCGGCCUAUUGAUCUUGCUCUUAUCAAGAAAAUCAAGAAUGCGGCUAAGGCUACAGUAAACGACGUAUUAAUGGCAUGUCUUGGUGGUGCUUUACGGAAACAUCUCACGGAUAAUGACUUACCGGUUCCCGAAUCGAUGCUUGCGAUGAUUCCUGUUGAUCUAAGAGGCCCCGUAAUGGACGAGGCACUUGAGAACCACUUUGGUUUAGUGUAUCUUCCCCUACCAACCAAUAUAGAAGACCCUAUGCAAAGGCUUAAAUACACAAAAUCAAACAUGGAUGCGAUAAAAUCAUCCCCAGAACCUUUAGUUUCGGAACUGAUGAUAAAAUAUUCUAUGAGUCGCUUCCCGACUGCGCUUACUAGACCUCUGUAUAAGGCGAUAUCGGAGAAGAGCACUAUGGUUCUGUCAAAUGUUCCCGGGCCACAGCACGUACUACGACUGGGUGGACAAGCGAUCACUACUUUAAUCUUCUGGCCCCCACAAAAAGCUAAUGUUGGUCUUGGGAUAUCCAUCCUUAGUUAUGCUGGAGAGGUAAGGAUGGGUCUUAUAGCAGACAAAGCUGUCAUUGCAGAUCCUGGCCCGAUUCCUGAACUAUUCGAACAACAAAUAAAAACUAUGGCUAAACUUUUAAAUGUGAAAAAUGAUUAGGCAAAAACGGAUAGAUGUAGGAAUUCUAACUGUUUACAAUUUGUUUUUGAAAUCGGUGACCAACAAAGGUAUACAAUGGUUUCGAAGAAUGGUAAGUUAGGAGAUGGUACCAAAACGGACCCCUGGCCCUAACUUGAAUGAUAGAUUGCAAAUAUACAUUUACGUGUAUGUGACAUAAAUUAUGUAACACAAUUGAAGCUUUUCCAUCGUUUGAUCAAUUUGUUUCUAAAUUGUAAUCAGGAAUUACUAAUGCAGUAAAAUGAACGUAGGAGCACAAACGGCCAAAAGGAAACAGCAGAUCGAAAUGCAUAACGUAUAAUUCACACAAAACGAUGAUAUGGCCACACACAUCAUACAUUACGGUUAAUCUAAGGAGGAUAAAUGGCUCCCAGGAUCCCAGGAUAUUUUCCAACAAUGAAAAUUAUAACCGACUAUAAAUUCAGUAUAAACAGUCCAAAAGACCAAUAUGUCGGUCAUUUCUUAUGUGUUU